GCCCAUCUCACCUAAAACAAAUCGCUUUUCCACUACUAUUCUUCAUCCACUCACCACUCACUCUCCUUCCGAAAUCUUACCACAUUGCUUGCACAACCAACCCGACAUUUAUUUUGCUACUCAGCCCUCGCAUUGCGCUGCGUAGCUCUGGAAGCUCCCCACACCUGCCCCAACCCUUCGCCAACGUUCAAGAGUAGUUUGAUGAACAUGGCAGCGUUAGGCUCAUAUUUCCUCGACCUGGUGUAUUCGUUUACGAAUUGCAUGGUCUGCUUUCCCUCGUCUCCGCAGCUUAAAAUCAACAGUCGGAGUUUCAAGAUACUGCGACUACUUGGAGAGGGCGGCUUCUCAUACGUCUACCUCGUUCAAGACACGUCGAACCAACAGCUCUUCGCGCUAAAGAAGAUUCGUUGUCCCUUCGGCCAGGAAAGCGUGGCCCUGGCCCUCAAAGAAGUCGAAGCCUACACGCUCUUCUCGCCCCACCCGAAUAUCAUCCAUUCCAUCGACUAUUCUGUCGCGAGCGAUAAAUCGGAUCCGCAGGCAAAGACAGUCUACAUCCUGCUGCCGUACUACCGGAGGGGGAAUCUGCAGGAUAUGAUUAAUGCGAAUUUGGUCAACCAUACAAAGUUUCCGGAGAGGAGACUAAUGGUACUUUUCUUGGGAGUAUGUAGAGCGCUGAAGGCUAUGCAUCAGUAUAAGGUGAAGGGCCCGCCUGGUGGAGCCGGAAGUCAGAAUAAGGCGAAGAAGGUUAGGAAGGAGGCGGCGAGGGGGGAUGCAGACGCUGCGGAGGCGAUGGAAAUGAGGGCGAGUAGACGACAUAGGGAGGGCGAUGAUGAGGAGGAGAUGGAGGCCGAACCGUUGAUGGAAGCAGAGGUUACCAUGUCACAGGAGGGGAUCGCGCCGGGUGGGGAGAGGGCGUAUGCGCAUAGGGAUAUCAAGCCUGGAAACGUAAUGAUAGCCGAUGACGGCAAAACCCCCAUCCUCAUGGACCUAGGCUCCCUCGCCCCAUCCCCAACCCCUAUAACCUCUCGCUCUCUCGCCCUCCAAGUCCAGGACACCGCCGCGGAACACUCCACAAUGCCCUACCGCGCCCCAGAACUCUUCGACGUAAAGACCGGCUCUAUCAUCGAUACUAAAGUCGACAUUUGGUCGCUCGGCUGCACGCUCUACGCAUGUCUUGUCGGCAAGAGCCCAUUCGAAGCGAGGAGUGAGGAGACAGGUGGUAGUCUGAGCAUAUGUGUGCUGGGAGGAGAUUGGAGAUUUCCAGAUGAAGGGCCACAAAGGGGAAAGCAGAAGGCGAAUGCCGAGGAUGCAAUUACUGACACAGUGAAAGAGGUCGUGAGGAAGUGUUUGAAGGUGGAGCCAAGCGAGAGGCCAGACGUCGAUGACCUGAUAAGCAUCGUUGAGGAUGUUAUUGCGGGCCUGCCGGAAGAUGGAUCAGAGGAUUCGUGAAUGAUUCGGUUGAGGGAACGGCGUUCUUGGGUGCUUUGGAAGACUGUUUUCUUUGUACGACUACUGUUCCUCACAUCCAGACUGCUAACAGCAGCGCGGAUUCUAGAAGUUGGGGCCGAAGGAACAUGGUUGUGGUCUGCUUCAUUAUGCAGGGGAUGCUCCCAGGGACCUUUCAUAAUAUACCCUUUAUCAAAGCG
This is a messenger RNA of Lindgomyces ingoldianus, 1646 nucleotides long. Its product is annotated as kinase-like protein. NCBI's taxonomy places the organism in Eukaryota, Fungi, Ascomycota, Dothideomycetes, Pleosporales, Lindgomycetaceae. Gene Ontology annotation, biological process: vacuolar protein processing; regulation of vacuole fusion, non-autophagic; protein phosphorylation. The record is from RefSeq and is a predicted model, not a curated record. Gene Ontology annotation, cellular component: cytoplasm; Golgi apparatus. Gene Ontology annotation, molecular function: ATP binding; protein serine/threonine kinase activity. The coding region runs from base 202 to 1449 and encodes 415 amino acids. The transcript is spliced from 3 exons.